Molecule: messenger RNA, 627 nt
Organism: Daldinia childiae
Lineage: Eukaryota; Fungi; Ascomycota; Sordariomycetes; Xylariales; Hypoxylaceae
Product: UPF0047 protein C4A8.02c
Exons: 3
Coding region: 1-627 (208 amino acids)
Source: RefSeq, a predicted model, not a curated record
AUGCCGUCAUCCACACCCAAACCCACCACGACGUCUUUUUCGCAUAACUUCUUCACCGUGCUUUUCUUACUUGUGCUCCUCGUAGCUUUUUUCCCAAGUCUAUUCCAUUACAUAUCCACUCUCCCUCUCGCGUAUCUAUAUCCGACGAGCCCAUCUUCAGCUACCCCACCACCGCCAGCGCCAACCAUGUCCUGGUUCCAGAAGCAGUUCACGCUGCCCCCGCGCUCGCGCGGCUCCUACCUUAUCACCGACCACGUCGUCAAAGAGAUCCCCGAGAUCAGGAACUAUAAAGUCGGCCUGUUGAAUCUAUUUGUCCAGCAUACGAGUUGUGCGCUGAGCUUGAACGAGAACUGGGACGAUGAUGUGCGCGCUGAUAUGAGCGAUGCGCUAGACCGCAUAGCACCUGAAGCUGGACCUAAGGGAGAGGAAUUGUAUAGACAUAGUGCUGAAGGAAGCGACGAUAUGCCCGCACACAUCAAGUCGGCACUCAUCGGCGCUAGUGUUACAAUUCCUAUAAAAGACGGAAAACUAGCAACAGGAACAUGGCAAGGAGUUUGGUAUCUCGAAUUCCGAGAGGUGAGGCAUACUAGAAAGGUUGUAGCGACUAUUCAAGGAGAGAAGGCAUGA